GACUACCAGUACAUUUCCAGCCUGUCAACAUGUGACAUGAGUCUAUGUUUGUGAUGAGCGGCAAUAAUUUUGUUUUUAAAGAUCACUUAAUUUGCAUGUUUGCGCGAUGAUUUGCAUUAUUCUUGUUGCAGGACAUGGGACAAUCUUAGAGAAUGAAAUUAAGGAAGACUCUUCAGGUAGAUACAGUUCUUUGGAAGGCAUCCCCAAGGCACUUCUUCCUGGAGUUGGUGGAAGAAAGAUCCUUGAUUACUGGUGGGAUGCGAUCAAUACGAGACAACACUUCUCAGAGGUUUACUUGGUGACUAAUGCUGACAAAUACAAGCACUAUGAAAGAUGGGCCACAGCUAGAGAUUUUCCAGUUGACAAUAUCAUCAAUGAUGGUACUACUACAUUCAAUGGAAGAUUAGGAUCCGUAGGUGAUCUUGAUCUGGCAUUAAGAAAUAAACAGAUUCAGGAUGACAUUCUUGUGGUUGCUGGUGAUAUGUUAUUUCAAGAUCACAAGUUUGAUAUCACUCAAGUAAUACACUACUUCAGGAGAAAGAAAGGGGAGUUGGCCAUUUAUUACGACAUGGAACCUUCUGAGAAUAUCACGAGUAGAGGCAUGGUUGAAGUAUGUCCACAAACUAACAGAAUCACAAAGUUCCUUGAGAAGCCCAGCGAGAGUGAGACCCAGUCUCGUCAAGCCAGUGUAGUCUUCUACUGCUUUCAGGAGGAGACCCUAUCCUCCAUCCCAACAUUCCUCCAAGCCAACCCUGAUGUCAGACAAAGGACAUUUGGAAAAUACAUGCAAUGGCUGAUAAAUGAGACUCGCCAUGAGGUUUAUGGCAUGAAGCUGCCUACAGGGUUCCAGCUUAUUGGCCAAGUGGGGCUAGGUGAUUAUGAGAAAUGGCUGCAUUUCUUCUCAGAUAAAGAGACACAGCAGAGAUGUAUGGUACCUUACACAGCCAAAGCUUAUGCAAGAAUUGCCCUACCAAAGAGGAAUUUCAAGUUGAAAUACGACACUAACAUUCCCCGUCAGGUGGGUUUAGCUGGUAGCAGCGCCAUAGUAGCUGCUACACUCAGAUGUUUGAUGCGUUUCUUUGAUCUUAACAACUCGGAUCUUGCUAAGCCCCUUCAGCCUCAGUUCAUCUUAGACGUUGAGAUCGAUGAGCUCUUCAUCAAUGCCGGUCUACAGGACCGUGUUAUUCAGGUCUAUCAAGGAGCAGUCUACAUGGACUUCUCUCGGACCAUCAUGGAACAACAAGGCCAUGGGUUAUAUGAAUACGUAGACCUGGACCUAAUACCUGGCCUGUGGUUGGCCUAUAUCAGGAACCCUAGUGAUUCUGGAAAGAUUCAUAAUAAUGUAAGAGAGAGAUGGACUGCUGGGGAUCUGGAGGUCCAUGGGGCGAUGACGACCUUUGCUGAUCUUACGGAUCAAGCUAGAUCUGCUCUUCAAGAUGGCAACCAUAGCGAACUCCUUGAACUAAUGAAUAAGAACUUUGAUCUACGGAGGUCGAUUUAUGGCGAUGCAGUUGUAGGAGCGGAGAAUCUCAGAAUGAUUCAACUAGCAAGACAGUAUGGAUCAUCAGCUAAGUUCUCUGGUAGUGGAGGAGCCGUUAUUGGUCUUUGUUUAGAUCCUCAUCAGUUGGCUGAGCUGAAGUCCGCAUUCCAAACCGAGGGCUUUGUGAUCUGUGAUGUCAUCCCGAAUCCACCAAUUGCAGACAACAAUGGUUCGACCAGCAGAUGACCUUACCUUACUAAAGAGGUGGAUAGAUCCAUUGAUGCGACUGACCUGCCCAUCCUGAAUAGUUAGUCAUGUUUGCAAUGAAGCAUCACUGCCAACCUCUCUCAUUCCAAGAAGGUUUGCCCAUUCAGGAACACAAUAUCCCAUUGGUUUUUUCUUUUCAUCAUUUUUCAUUCUCAGGUUGACAUCUAUUUUCAUGUAUUGAUUAGAUAAAAAAGUGUAACAUGAUUUGAAGUAUGUACCAAAUAUGGGACAUUUCCAAUUUCCCAUUCAGUGGUGGAAUUUUACAUUGCAAUACCAAUCCACCAAGUGUAAUGAUUAGUAUAGAUAACGUGCGUCCCUCAUACUAUAUAAACCUCAUAACAUGCGUCGUAGUCUAAUUUCAUCUUCUUUGAAGAUUUAUAACAGAUGAUGAUAGCAUGUAAACUUGAGGAGUUGCAGUGGGCAAUAAUAUAAAUAGAAGGUCUAGAAACAGGUAGCCAUAUCAUCAUAGAUAUAGAUCUAAUCAGAAACCAAACUGUGCAAAACAGUGAAAUCUAAUUUGAAAAUCUAGUAUGCUGCGUAGAAAAGCCAGCUUGGAUAAGUGUGAUGUUAUAGCUUGGAAAAAGUCCAGUCUACUAGUGGCACCGUUGCUAUAUUAGGGGGUUUUGGCAAGGCAAGCACAACAGGGCUGGAUCGUCUGGAAAAUCUCAGCCAAAAUAGCUCUCGGUCCAGCCACGAUACCUCGGCAUGGAAUCGGCCAAUCAGUGCUGUUGCUAUCGUAUGCAAAAAAAGUAAACAUGAGUCAUGCACGGCAUGCGUACAACCUACAUGUUAAAGAGAAGUUCCAGUAGUUGCAGUAAACACUGAUUUCAUGAGAAAGUCUGUAAAACCAGGCUUAAUUGGCAGUAUAUCAUCGAGGAUCUAGAUCUGGUACAGUUACAUAAACUGAACUUUGUGAAAUCUUGAAAUCUACGCUGAAAAAUGUUCAGACUGAACUUCCCCAACACAGAUAAGCGCACGUGGGACAGUGUAUAAUUAUUGCUUUGAGCGUCGGGCCCGACGCUCUACCCGAAUCCUGUGCUUAUUUGCUGAUUUCUCAGCAAUUACACAAUUUCUUCCAGAAUCCUUUGGCACAUGCGUUUUAUUUAUACAAACAGACACUUUGGUGGUCAUUUCAUUGGAUUCUGUAUGAACUCAUUUUGAUAUCGUUAUCAAAACUAGCAUUUACCUUUAAGCUAGCUAACCUCUUGUGUUAAUUUUGCAUUGAUUUCAUUCUACAGAUUUAAUUUGUCAAAGUCUUCAACAUUGCAAAUAUACGCAGAUUGAACCGUCUCCUGCACUCAAUCUACCAUGUAGAUUCGCCAUUUUACUUCUAUAGACCUAGAAUAUCUAACCUAUCACUUUGCCUGUCAACACAGACAAGUCCUGUGUACCUGCAGCACUGUUGCUAUAUAGAAUUGCAUAAUGCAGACGAGACUGUCCGAGGCAUUCCACUUGUUUCCAAAAGACAUGCUUGAUUACAAACCAUCCUCGUCUCAUUGCUCCUAUUAUCAACCAGGUGAAAUACCAUGUACUUCCACAAAAGUAAGACUGAAUUCUGGGUGCAAACAGUUACUUUUACCAGCACAUCGGAUAACUUUAUUAACACUGAUAACGCCAUCUUCUGGCAAUUUCAAAAUCUCCUGUAGGGAAGGAUUGAUGUAAAUGUUGGGUUCUUGUACUGAUUGGGCAGCUUCGCUGACUGCUGUAAUGAACUGCCAGUUAACACAACGUAAUAAUUUCCUUCCAAACCAAUCCAAUAGUCGAUAUAUAGCACCUUUUCCUUUUGGUUGCAAAGAGCUGCACACACAAUACUCCAUAUUCGGGUCACUAGAACAAUGCAACACCUGGGAAUGAUCAGCUUAGUCCAUGUAAUUCAUUGUCCUCUUUAAUAGCAAAAUAGAUGGGAUUUGAUGGCUUUCUUGAACUGGUCAUCGGAGGAGUCUGUCUUCAUGCCUUGAAACAAUGUCCAAGGUGAUUGCAUGUUCAAUUACCGUAUUUGCUGGAAUAUAAACCACUUUUAACUCUUGGAAAAAACAAAUUGAGGAAACCAAUGUCCACCAGAAAUGGUGAAAUCUGUGUCAUAUUCUAUAUAUUUGAAGCAAUAUUUUCAUGUUUUCUCUGUGAUACUAAAGCAAUAAAAUAUAAGAAAAAUUAUGAUUUUUUGUUGUUGCAAGUGCCUGACUUCGACAAUUUUGACGCAAUGAUCUUGUCCAUGCAACACACAGCGAUAAUGCCUGUGCGUGGUGCUGAAUGUACGGGCAACUGGCCCCAAGAUCAUCAUACGUGUCUACGGGGAUUCCUCCUGUAUAUCUUAGGUAUUCGUGACGAUAUCAAUUGUAUGAAUUUUGCAUAAAUACUCACAAAACAGACCUAUUACCUGUUGGCGACGAACAGGAAUUGUGUUUCAGUAACUCAACACCAUCACAUGACCAAAUAAUUUGAUAAUGGACUCGGAGAAACAAAUUGAUCGCCGAUACGAAUUGUCACGUUACGUCGGCUUUACAUUUUCUUUUCUGCGCGUUAAGUUAUAUCACUCGCGAGAAAGGAGUGUGGAUGAUCUGGCAUUGCAUCUGAGAUGAAUUAAAAGGAAAAGGACAUGAAACCAGAAUGAACGAGAAUACUUGAAAAAUAAAAGCUUUUUCAUAUUUCAAACAGAGAAAAUGAAAGAAGGAAGUUUAGAAAUAAUGAAAAUGAGAAAGAUGGAAAUGCCAAUUCUAGCAUCAUAUUUUUCCCCUCAUCAUUGCUGGUUGCUUGAGAGAAGAGACUAACAAGAGAAGGGAAAAGAAAUACAAAAUAAAUGUGGAUGAAAUACAAAAUUUUGUUUAAUAACAACGUUUUGAAUCAUUGCCAUGUGUGGAGGAAAGAGACACACAAGAGAAGAAAGGAAUUGAAAUAAAAAAUAAAUGCGCAUGAAAUACAAAAUUUAGUUUUACAAUAUAGAUGUGAUUUGUUGCUGAUUGUUUGAGAGAAGAGAGAAAAAAAAGGAUAUUUAAAAUAUGAAAUUGUGUUGUAUAAUUUUGUUUAAAUUUUUGUUUAAAAUUUUUUGUUAUAAAUUCUGAUAUCGUAAUAUUAUUGAGGGAACCUUGGAAAUU
This is a messenger RNA of Lytechinus pictus (painted urchin), 4839 nucleotides long. RefSeq lists its product as uncharacterized. Bases 107 to 1726 code for a protein of 539 amino acids. Gene Ontology annotation, molecular function: ATP binding; glucuronokinase activity. Lineage: Eukaryota; Metazoa; Echinodermata; Echinoidea; Temnopleuroida; Toxopneustidae. The transcript has 17 exons. Gene Ontology annotation, biological process: biosynthetic process. The record is from RefSeq and is a predicted model, not a curated record.